Molecule: messenger RNA, 4754 nt
Organism: Phodopus roborovskii (desert hamster)
Lineage: Eukaryota; Metazoa; Chordata; Mammalia; Rodentia; Cricetidae
Gene: Pomt2
Product: protein O-mannosyltransferase 2
Exons: 21
Coding region: 82-2544 (820 amino acids)
Biological process (GO): protein O-linked glycosylation via mannose
Cellular component (GO): membrane; endoplasmic reticulum
Molecular function (GO): dolichyl-phosphate-mannose-protein mannosyltransferase activity
Source: RefSeq, a predicted model, not a curated record
CCCGCCUCCCGUGCUGCCGGGAGUUGUAGUUCAUGAGCCGUCCCGGGUCUCUCCGCCCUUAACGUCCCUCCGCCUCCCGCAAUGCUCUACGCCUCAGGCCGCUUCCUAGCGGCCCGGGCGGCCACCACACUUCCCGCCCCGCCCAGAGCCCGGGGCCCGGCGCUCCGCGGCAAGCGGAGGGAACUACAAAUCCCAGGGCACCUCGAGACGCCCUCCUAUGACUCCUUGACGGGACUGCGGACGAGACCCAGCGCGCCUCCCGCCCGGAGGGUAAUCCUCAGGAAGGGGAGGAUGCCGCCGGCUAUAGGCGGCGGCCUAGCGGGUUCAGAGCUGCGGCCCCGGAGGGGCCGCUGCGCGCCGCAGGCUGCCAGGGCCGUGGGCCGGGACACGGUCCCCCAGGUUGCAGCACGGAGCCUUAAACGGCCUGCUUGGAGCUCGUGGCGCUUCGAGACGGCAGGGCGGUGGGCCACGCUGGCUGUGGUGACGCUGCUGUCCUUCGUCACCCGCUUUCACCGGCUAGAUCAGCCGGCGCACGUCUGUUGGGAUGAGACUCACUUUGGAAAAAUGGGAAGUUACUAUAUCAACCACACCUUUUUCUUUGAUGUACACCCACCUCUGGGAAAGAUGCUGAUUGGUCUUGCUGGCUACCUGAGUGGAUAUGAUGGUACCUUUUUGUUCCAGAAGCCUGGGGACAGUUACCAGCACCACAACUACAUGGGAAUGAGAGGGUUCUGUGCUUUCCUGGGUUCCUGGCUGAUCCCCUUUGCCUACCUCACAGUACUGGAUCUGUCCAAGUCCUUCCCAGCGGCACUGCUCACCGCCGCCCUUCUCACCUUUGACACAGGAUGCCUCACUCUGUCCCAGUACAUCCUCCUUGACCCCAUCCUGAUGUUCUUCAUCAUGGCUGCCAUGCUGAGCAUGGUCAAGUACAACUCCUGCGCUGACAGGCCUUUCUCUGCCCCCUGGUGGUUCUGGCUGAGCCUGACUGGCAUUAGUCUCGCUGGUGCUUUAGGGGUCAAGUUUGUUGGCCUCUUUAUCAUCCUGCAAGUGGGACUGAACACCAUCUCAGACCUUUGGCACCUGUUUGGAGACCUCAGUCUUUCUCUGGUGACUGUGGGGAAGCACCUGACUGCUCGAAUCCUGUGCCUCAUAGUGCUGCCUUUGGUGCUCUAUGUGACCAUUUUUGCUCUUCACAUCAUGGUGCUGAAUAAAAGUGGUCCUGGUGAUGGUUUCUUCAGUUCUGCCUUUCAAGCCCGGCUUUCAGGGAACAGCCUUCACAAUGCUUCUAUCCCUGAGCACCUGGCAUACGGCUCUGUAAUCACUGUGAAGAAUCUCCGCAUGGCCAUUGGCUACCUGCACUCCCAUAGGCAUCUCUACCCUGAGGGCAUUGGUGCUCUCCAGCAGCAGGUUACCACCUAUUUGCAUAAGGACUACAACAACCUGUGGAUUAUCAAGAAACAUAAUACAAACUCAGAUCCCCUAGAUCCUUCAUUCCCAGUGGAGUUUGUCAGACAUGGAGACAUCGUUCGACUAGAACACAAAGAAACAACUCGGAACCUGCACAGUCACUAUCAUGAGGCCCCCCUGACCCGGAAGCAUUAUCAGGUCACUGGCUAUGGCAUAAAUGGGACAGGGGAUUCAAAUGAUUUCUGGCGGAUUGAAGUUGUAAACAGAAAAUUUGGGAACAGGAUCAAGGUACUGAGAAGUCGAAUUCGUUUCAUCCAUUUGGUCACAGGUUGUGUUCUGGGAUCUUCAGGAAAGAUUCUGCCCAAGUGGGGCUGGGAGCAGUUGGAAGUUACUUGCACUCCGUACCUAAAAGAAACUGCUAACUCCAUCUGGAACAUAGAAGACCAUAUCAAUCCCAAACUGCCAAACAUCAGCCUGGAUGUCUUGCAGCCCAGUUUCUCUGAGAUCUUUCUGGAGUCCCACAUGGUUAUGAUCCGGGGAAACAAUGGCCUCAAACCCAAGGAUAAUGAGCUCACAUCCAAACCCUGGCACUGGCCUAUCAAUUAUCAGGGCUUGCGCUUCUCAGGGGCCAAUGACACAGAUUUAAGAGUCUAUCUGCUUGGCAACCCUGUGGUCUGGUGGCUGAAUCUGGUGAGCAUUGUCCUCUACCUCCUCUCGGGGAGCAUCAUUGCCAUCGUUCUACAGAGAGGUGUACAGUUGCCAGCAGAGUUGGAAGGGCUGUCCAGGGUGCUGCUUCGAGGAGGUGGCCAGCUCCUGCUAGGCUGGAUGCUCCAUUACUUCCCCUUCUUCCUGAUGGGCCGGAUCCUGUACUUCCACCACUACUUCCCAGCCAUGCUCUUCUCUACCAUGUUGACAGGUAUCCUGUGGGAUACCCUCCUGCGGCUCUGUGCCUGGGGCUUGGCCUCUUCUCCCCUGGGUAGCAGAAUACAUGUGAUGGGAAUCCUAAGCCUGCUUCUGGCAACUGCCUACAGCUUCUACCUCUUCCACCCUCUGGCUUAUGGGAUGAUUGGUCCCUUAGCCCAGGAACCUGAGAGUCCAAUGGCAGGACUAAGGUGGCUGGAAUCAUGGGACUUUUGAGGCCACUGCCAGGACCCCAGCCUGGAUCCAGGGACACUCAGCUAUGGAGCCAGAUCCUGGACCCUUCCACGUCCAGGGGAACUGCCUGAGGAGCCCCCAGGACCAAACUCUGGGAAACAGACCCGGAUUUAACUCAACACUAAAAGGAGCCACAGCCCUGUCUGCAGCACCUACCCUGGGCACUUUACCUACAGCACCACCUGGUGCCGGUUCCCUCCUGUGCAACACAAGGAAAGUGGGUGUGAGUGUGGGAGGGUACAUAUGUUCAAUCCCCUUGGAGUGUAGAACACCUAACUGGAGUCAAGUAUCUUAAAUUCCAAGAAAUGGUCCAAGGUUAACAGGAUAUUCUCUGGCAUCUUUUUACAUUGAUUUUGGUUUUGUUGGGGUUUGUAAGGUCCGUAAGAAAGUAUUUGUCCUCCCUGAGGGCUAAGAGUGCUGUUCCCCGCCCCCACAGUGUUAACAAAGGCACAGCAGGUGGGACCAUCAAAACUCUCCUGCCCUACCCCUGUGCUUCCAGUGAGGCUAGCCAAGCACCCCACACUGGGGGCUGGCCCCCUGCUACUGCCACCAGCGUCUUCUGUGGAUACAGUGCUGCCUGUAGCGUGUGCAGAGCACAAGCUGGCAGAGAAGUUGCCAGACUAUAGUUGGCCUUCCUUAGAUUUUUGGUUCCCUAUUCUCUGAGCUGGGUGGGUGGAACCCACAUCUUGUCUGCUCUGUGCCCAGAGUCUGUUUCUCGCUGACCAUCCCCUUUUCUCUGCAGCUGCCUGGCUCUGAGGACUAAGCCCUGUGGGCUGAAAGAGCCAACAGCUGAGUCAGAGCAGAGAUUGUGGGACUGAGCAUCUGAUGGGAUGCGGGGAUAAGGGACACUCGGCCUGUCUGGGCUGAUGUUCCUGCAUGGCAUUCCUGUUUCCACACUCCCAGCCCUCCCUGACAAUGUCUUUCUUCUGUUCUGACACUGCCGUAUCAAGUCUUUUGCCUAAAGACCCAGAGCACCUGAAAAACAGCUUCUAGUGCCCACCACUUUCAGCUCAGAGCUGUUCUUCCAUUUCCUUGUCCAAAGGGAGUAAGAAAAUCUGGUCAGAACUAAACCACCUCAAGACCAGCCCUUUAGUCUGCCUUCUCCCUUUCAGUUCAGAAUGAAGUAAUUAUUUGAUCCCAGAAGAUUUUGAAAUUUCAAGGUUUAAUGAUGAAUUUGCCACACUCCAUUUUCUCAACUCUGACAGGGUCAGAGCUCUUUAAAGCAUCUUCAGGAGGUGGUUGCCACGGAGACUGGAAAUUGGUCUCAGGGACAGGCUGUGCUACUUGCAGAGUGGUAGAAAGGAAAGCUUCUGGGCCCUGCUUGGACAUUCAGCUGGAGCAUCAUUAAUGUUAAUAGAGGAAGUUCAGCCCUAUCAAGAGCAAGGCAAGGUAGCUAAUUAGAUCUGAGGCCCACUGACCAUUUUCUCCAAUAGCUGCACCCUUUCGACUCCCCUCCUCCCCCCCCCACCCCCAGCAGCAAGUUCACCUUCUGUGAGGAGUCUGAGCUGUCUGCUUAAUAGCUUUUCUGGCAGAGACUGUGGAGCUCUGCUCCCAUUACCCUCCCCAACCUUUGCCUGCAGCACCAAACAGAGCUUGUUCUGAGCCCGAUGGGUGCCAUCUGGGUAGAUUUUCCUCAGGGGAUGCAGGAAUCUGACUCUUAACAGGGAGGCCCAUGGGGGUAUCUAACAGGUGGCUGGAUUUUCUUGUGCCUUAUUUCUGGAGGCACUUGUUAGAGGGAAGGAACCCUGAAGUAACCAGGUAGUGGCCUUUGAGAGCCAGAGUAGGUAGGAGAGUUCAGUGGGCUCUGACAUGCCCCUCCCAGUGUCACGGAAGGGGUCUCUUGUUUCCAAGUAUGGGAAGAAGGAUGCUCCCCAUCUUCUCCCUCUUCCAUACCCAAACUGGCAGAUACUUCUAUGGGAAAAAGUCCUCUUGGUGACAUCACUAAAUACUUGGGCUCUAUUUGGAGGACGGAGGGGCAGUGGGCUCUAGGAUGCUGCUUUGCAUAUGGGCUGCAGCCCUCAGGAACUGGCAGAGAUGAGGCACAUCUCAGAGUGCUGUCAAGGAAGAAGAUGUGCCACGCAGCGUAACCCAGCCAACGUCUUAACCAACCACACUUUUUUUUCUUUUUUAAGUUUCCAGAGAUAAUCAGAGACCAUUACUUUUGUAAUAAAUAGCUCUUGUUUUUAACACUA